Psammomys obesus (fat sand rat) is the source of this 6268-nucleotide messenger RNA. RefSeq names its product KIAA0825 ortholog. The coding region runs from base 209 to 4018 and encodes 1269 amino acids. Lineage: Eukaryota; Metazoa; Chordata; Mammalia; Rodentia; Muridae. The record is from RefSeq and is a predicted model, not a curated record. The transcript has 21 exons.
CGUCUGAGCUGGGGCCGCUCGGUUCUGACCAGCGCGUCUGGCCCUGGCGGGGUCCGCGCCGCCGAUGGAGACUGAUUUUGGAAAAGACUGCUUCUGAAGAUACUAAAGAAGGAAACAUUUCUGUUAACAAUUCAUAAGGAGCUAAUAUUCCAUUUGCUUAGGAUUAGAAGACCAGCUCAUUCUUAGAGUCUUCUGAAAUAAAAUUAGAAUGGAUGGGUCAGAUGAAUAUUCCCAUAAUUCGAUUGACCUACAAUGUCUGUUAAAUUCAUUUCCUGGAGACUUGGAGUUUAAGCAGAUCUUCAGUGACAUUGGUGAACAGAUGGAACAAAAUGCUACAAGCAUAGAGCAUUGCGUUGAAGAAAUUCAGUCUGAAGUAAGCAAGCUCUGUCCGGAUGUGCAGCUGCAAACAACAACUGACUGCUUCAAAUGGCUAUCUAGCUAUAGUUAUAAUUUGUCUAAGUCACCAUCCAUUCCCCAUGGAGAUUUGAUAAAAUUCCUCAAAGCAAUGCAAGAUUUGCUGAAAAAUGAAGAAAACCAAGAAGAGAUGAUCCUGGAUUUACUCUGGGACCUCUCCUGUCAGAGCGGCAUCUCUUUCCUGUCACCCCUCGGAGGGACCUCCUUCUCCUUCCUCUCAGGGACAUCACUGCACUCUGUCGAAGAUUACUCCUCUGUGGAUGUAAAGUCUAUUUGGGAUGAUGUAAGACUACAUCUUCGACGCUUCUUAGUGAACAGGUUAGAAAGCCAUAAUGAGAUGAACAAUUCACAGCAAAAAAUUGAACUGAAGAAUCACUGUCUGCAGCAACUCCUCCUGCUCUACUCCGAAUCUGACGUGCUCGCCAAGUAUGGAAGCAUACAGAAGAGGCUGCUGGCCAAGUUCCUGCGAGACUCCCUUCCCUCCUGCCACAGAGACGGGGACUUAGAAGGAAGUGCUAUUGGAUACCGAAGCGCGGUACUCGCGCUAUAUUCAAUGAUAGAAGAGGAUUUUAACAUUCUGUGUGAAAUUUUAGCGCCAUCCUCAAUGGUGCAAUUCAUUAAUGAAACUUACCUGGAUACAGUUACAGAAGAAAUGACAAAAAUUCUUGAAAAAUUUUGUGAGCUGCAGUUCAAAGAAAAUGUUCCUGUUCUUAAAACAAGCAAGAGCUCCAGCAAGCACAGAGGAACAGUGCAUGCUUUGGUCAGCCCUGCAUGCCCACAGAAGGGACGACGCCCUUCUCUGUCCUUAGAAGAACUCAAGUUCUUAUCACAGCUAAUGGACUCCUUUGUAAAGCUGGAGAACGAUGUUCAGGCGCUGUUUGAAGACAUGUUUUUAUUACUUAAGAUGCAUUCUCCAGGAAUAUUGGAGAAAUCUAAUAGGGAAGUCAUGGUAAAGAAACAUAUAGCAAAUGAAACCAAUGUUCCCCCAGAGCCAUUACUACCAGUAAAAGAGGCUACUUUACUAGAGUUUGGCUGGAGAGAUGCAUUUAAAGAAGUCUCUCUUGCCAUGGCACACUGCAUACCAUCUGCCAUUGAAGGUUUUUUCACAAAGGUCCUUCAUCAGGAACAAACUGAAAGGACCUCAGCUGUGAGCUACACUAUGAACCUUGUAAAUGCCCCGCAAGUUUGGCGAGAUGGUCACAUGUUUCCCGAGGAGGAACAACCGAAGAAAGUUGCCAAGUUUUGUUCUGACAUCAUGGAAAAGCUUGAUGCAAUACUUCCACUGGCUCUGGCAUGCAGAGAUGAUUCUCCUCAGGAAAUCAGAGGGAACCUGGCAGAGGCCUGCUGCAAAGUGGCAACAGCUGUCCUGGAAAGACUGCAGGAGAGAGGCAAGGAGGUUCCUUCCAGAGCACCCCUGAAGAACCUGCACAUCAUCCUGUCCUCGGCAGCUUACGUCUCCCAGCGUUUCAUGCACUAUGAUCAUCUGAUGAAGGAGACAACUAAAAAACCCAUAUUCCUGGUGCCUGUCCAGCGAUAUCAGGAAUUCAUCAACACUGUACAGUUUCAGGUUACGGACUACUGCGUCAGAGUUUGUGCUACAAGCAUUUUACAGGAUGCCGAGAGCCACCACUGGGAUGACUACAAAGCUUUUUAUGAGGGGGAAAGAUGCUCCUUCUCCAUCCAGAUGUGGCAUUACUUCAUCUGGGCUGUGCAUCACGAUCUCUGGACCAUACUGCCCCCUAAACUGGCCCAGGAGAUUCUAGCGGAGCUGCUGGAGAAAUCCCUGGGUCUCCUUGCCUCCAGAUAUGCCCAGGCCCAUCCGAGUCCCAAGAGAACUGCACAGAUAAGACUUGAUGUCACGGCAAUCUUAAUAUGCACUGAGAACAUAUUAUGGUCAGUUUGUAGCUCUGCACAAGAGAUUCAGAAUCCUCAUAAGUAUAACAACAACAAAAUUUUUAAAAUUCAUACUCACUGCAACAAUCUCUUUACAACAUUAGCUAUUUUGACAUCACCGUUGACAGAAUUAUAUAAGACUUUUCAGCAUGGUAUGGAUGAGUCGGCAUCAAGUUCCUUAACACCAUUGUUUAAUCAACCAUUCCACUGGAUUUCGUGCAUGUCACACUUCUACCCCUCUUUGCUCAGGCCGCCGUCAGCUGGAGGGCUGACCACCCAGGGUUUGUCGAAACUGCUCUUGUCCCAGCCGUGCUGUAAACAGAACCUGCUUCUAGAGACCCUGCUUCAUGGAGGCGGCCUCAUUCCAAGAAUCCUGUUGAAAAGUUCAGAACAAGCCACUGGCAUAGAAAAUAACCAGAAUGCAAGCUGCAGUGUGGUGGAAGCCAUCUUUAAGGUUCUGUACCAUUGUCACUUUUCUCCACGAACAUUUGCACACGUUUUCACAAGCUACAUGGAGGAACAACAGCUCUGGGACUUUCUAUACAACAUUCCAGUUUCAGUGUGUGCGGAGUACCAGCCAGAAGUCAUCCGCUGCCUGAGACUGGCCCUGAUGGACGCUGUCAGGGACACUGUGCAACAGAUAAUGUCCAUGAUGAGAUGUCGGAGAAACAAUGAGACAAACCUAAGCAAACCCCAUGUUCCCGAUCAGCUGCUUCAGAGCAUCCCACCAGAAUGGAAUUACACUCCAAGAGACUCCAAAGGGAAAGGGUCCAAUAAAGGCUUCACGAGGCUUGCUGCUCAGGCAGUAUCUAUUGUAAUCAGCAAGUUACCUACAGUGAUUGCAUGCUUGCCUCCCUCAAUUAAAUACUUCUUUUUUCUGUCUGAGAGAAAAAUGUCAAAAAACUUGCCUGAAUUGAAGAAAGCUGGCCUGCUUGUCUGGAACUUGAUUGUAAUUAUAUGUCGGAUAUUUGAGGAUGGGAACACAGUGGAACGUUUAACAGGUGCCUCCCUUGACAGAUGGAGUAAGGAGAAACUGGGUUUAAUUUGUGUGUGUUUGGAAAGUAUCCUUGGAGAGCGAAACAGUGCGAGUCAACUGACCCAAAAGGUCAUACUGCGCAUUGAGCAGCAGAAACCCAACUGGAUGGAGCGCCAGCUUCUGAAAGCAAGGACACUGAGCAUCAAAUGUGCAUUCAUGACGAUGGAGGAGAGCUCAGGCUUAGAAGGAGAUGCCGCUCUUGUACUGACUGAGCAGAAAACAAAUGCGACGGUCCUGGAUCUCUGCCACAAACCAGGUGGCAGUGAGUACCUGCAGCAAAUUUAUCACAUCAUGCGGCUCAAUGAGGAAUAUUUAAAAGAACAAUUGAGUGCUAUGAAUGGUUCAGAAGAGAAGCCAUUGGCAACCCGACCCGUGAAGACGGCCUUCAGACAUGAAGAUCCGCCUCCCACUUUCAACCCUCUCCAUGUGCACAAGGUCUUUACUGAAAACAUGCUAGAUCAGGCGGUCACAGCAACAUGGCGCUGGGACUGGUCAAACUUGCUGCCACACUACCUGGGACUGGAUAAGUCGACCUUUGGUGCACUACUCAAAAACAGGUGGGAAAUGAGGAAAGAUGAAAUACUGGAAGAGAAAGAAAAAACGAUGCUGGAACAUUUAAAACAAAUCUGUACUCUACAGGACUCUUUUGCGACAGACAGUGAAAACCAACAGUAAUCUGCAGAAACAGCAACAGUUUUAUUUGAAGCAACAGUCUUGUGCAGUGGAGGCAUUUACCAUUGUCAGAGGAACCCACACAUGCUUCAGAAUGCAGCCAGUGACCAAACAGCCUCUGUACUGCAAAGAAACACAGGGCAGAAAGAAUAAGAGACUCUGUAUUUCUUAUUUAAAAAAAUAAUUUUAAAUGGUUUUCUUUCCCAGUCUUUCUCCUUAUAUGAUAAAACUGCUGCCAUCUCGUGUUUCCUUUGAAAGUAUGUUUUUUUUUCUUCCUUUUAGUACUGAAGUAUCUAUGACAACAGGCAAAAUGUUUGGAAAUAUUUUCCCUAGGGAUUUCUUAUACUGUAUUUGGAUGUUAAGUUGACUGGAGUCCCCCUGAAGACAUCUGAAAAUUACAAUUUAAUUUCGUAGCUGUAGCCCAAGUCUGGAUCUUUAUUGCCUCUAAUACUCAUGAUUGGACCAGUUCCCCCUCUUCCCAGAUAACCUAUUCUUCAUCCACUUUAUCUUAAUCAUCACCACAGAAAAGGCACUGUCCUGCAUAUGACUGCUUGUAAUGACUGUCGCCCUCCUCCUAGACUUCAUUCCACUUAUAUGCUUUUACAUCCUGUACCAAGUAGCUCCAAUUCAGGCAAUCCCUAGCAUCCUUUUUGCUUUAAAAAAAAAAAAAGAUAAUUUUUUUCCUAACCAAAAACCAUCUUUCAAAUGUAUGUUCAAAGGUUAUCUUUCUGUACCUUUCAUUAUCUAUAAUGUCUGUUAUCUGAUUUCCAUUGCAUAUACGCGCGCGCGCACACACACCCACAGACACACAGACACACACACACAAACACACACACACACACAGACACACACACACACCCAGUGUGUGGAGCAGAGAGAGAGAGAGAGAAGUGUCCUACUACCCUAUCUGCCAAGUGCAAUUAUCUGUAUUUAGUCCUUUCUAUCAGUGCCUGAUGUUAGAUUAUGAAGAACUCGAAGGCCUUAAAUAUAUUAAGAGUUGCCCGUUAUAAAUCUGAAUAUGGUGCUAUGGGAUUACUCCGUGUGUGGCAGCAAGUAAACAGAGCUGAAUAAAUAACUACCAUUGAAAUACAAUAAACUGUCGACAAAGCAGCCUUGAGGACAAAGGGGAGAAGCCUCAUUGUGGACUAGAUCAUCUGGCAUGAAACAUCAUGUCUUCUGAUGUUCUCAGGAACUUAGUAAACUGUGUAAGAUCCCACAUUUUGUGGUCUUUAUGAAAUAUUUGUAGCUAUAUGAUUUCCUAAGAAAAGUAUCACCUAUGUUUCAAAGGGUGAGUCUACAGUUCAAAGGAGGCCACAGUAGAGAAAAUCUUAGAUUUGCACUUUCAGGAAAUUGAAUCACUGUGUAUCCAAAUCCCUCCCAAAUAACAAAUUUGAAAUAAAAAGAUAUAGAGAGAACAUGAAUUUGGAAGAGAACAUGGAGGGGUGUAUGGUAGGGUUUGGAUGGAGGAAAAGGAAGGGGGAAAUGAUGUAAUUAUUUUAUAACCUCAAAAAUAAAAGAAAUACCUUUUUUAAAAUGUACUAUAGUUGGCCUAUAUAGUUUGAAUCAUGUUUUUAAAUAUGGUUCAAGCAAUUUUAAAAACUAGACAGACUAUGAAGAGUGAACAUUCCACUUAACCAUACCUGUAAACAGUAAACACAAAGCUCAGUAUCAAGCCACAGCUGACGGGUCCUCCCGCUGUCUCGAAGGCUUAUGCACUUGGUCUCCAUACUGCAGCGCAGUGAGAAACAACUGAAAAGCCAAAGUAAAAAGAAAAAUAGAUCGACCUAAGUAAGCCAAAUGUUAGUCUAAGGUGAUGUGUCUAAGCUACUGUACUGCAUCUGUGCAUUUGUAUGGGAAUCUUGAGAAGUUACUUUGUUUCUUCAGAAAAAAAAAAAUGUGUCUGUCAUUUGAAAUGAAAAAACUGAGAGAAAACUUGCAGGUGAAUUCUCCUCCGUGCUUGGUCACUGAAAUUAACUAUAGUGAUACAUUCUGAAUGGUUCAUAAUUGGGAAUGGGAAAUGAUGGAAUUGGGUUCUCAGAUAAUUCUUACUCUCCAUGUUUUUAAGAGUAUGAUAACUAGGAUUCCAAAGCAGUUGUUUCUAUGAGUGGACAAUAGGAUUGAAGCCUUAGCAGAUGGUAACUCCUCAUAUGUUUAUUAAAAAAAAUAGUGUUUGUUGUGCUCUAUGUAACUGUAUCUUAUGUAAUUAUAGUUUGCUGUUUUAUUAUUGGUUUAGCAGCUUCUCUAUAGGAACAA